CUCAAAUUGACGCAAACUGCCGUUAAAUUCCAAUGAAGAAGAAGAACUCAAGGCUAGCAUAAAAAUUCAACAAAUAUGAGACUUUAAUGAAGUAUGUGAUAGUUAAACAUUGUGAGCUGGUUCGAGAGAUAACUAGAUACUUUAGCGGAUAUCGAAAUAUCACUUUUAUGAAUAUGCUUCAGCAUCACCAGUGGAGAGGAAGAGGAGGAGGAGGGGGAGGAAGGAGAGGUUGUGUCAGGUGGAAACGGGGACCUCUAUGGAUAUCAUCAUCACCCUCCACCGGCUCGCAUCCUCAGCACCGACAGCAUCUCCUGGCCGGCGGUCACCGCUGCAGACACACAGCGCUCCUUUAUGCGCAUAGGCCUGGUGUAGCCACAGACUCACCGAGCUGCUGCUGUGCUUUCCUCCUGUUAGAAGGACUAUUUGAGGGGAAGACCCUGCUGGAAUAAAAGCGAAGCGUCAGUCUCCUCCAUUGAUAAACCGCUCUCCUCAUCGACGUCUUGGUAUAAGAAGAGGACAAACCAAUCCAAGGAAACUGAGGGUAAAGCUGAAGGGUGUUGGGCGCGAUGGCUAAUGCCUCCCCGGACCUGGACAACGCGGAAGCCCAGCGCCAGCUCAACAACAACAACCGACCAAUCGGCUCCGGGUUCUGGGAAACAGAGUGUACCAGCUCCAAACUGUUUGAGUGCUCCCGCAUUAAGGCCUUAGCAGAUGAACGAGAUGCGGUGCAGAAGAAGACUUUCACAAAGUGGGUUAACUCCCAUCUGUCCAGAGUUUCCUGUCGAAUAUCUGACCUGUACAAUGACCUGAAGGAUGGAUACAUGCUCACCAGACUGCUGGAGGUCCUCAGUGGAGAGCUGCUGCCGAGGCCGACACGAGGGCGUAUGCGGAUCCACUGCCUGGAGAACGUGGAUAAAGCGCUCCAGUUCCUCAAAGAACAGAGGGUUCACCUGGAGAACGUCGGGUCACAUGACAUUGUAGAUGGAAACCACCGCCUCACCCUUGGCCUUAUAUGGACCAUCAUCUUACGCUUCCAGAUCCAGGUGAUCAAAAUAGCAACGGAGGACAACAGAGAAACUCGCUCUGCCAAGGAUGCCCUGCUGCUCUGGUGCCAGAUGAAGACGGCAGGGUACCCUGAGGUCAACAUCCAGAAUUUCACCACCUGCUGGAGAGACGGACUCGCCUUCAAUGCCCUCAUUCACAGACACAGACCUGACCUGAUAGAAUUCCACAAGCUAACGCGGUCCAAUGCAACCCACAACCUCCAGCAAGCCUUCAACAUCGCUGAGCAGCACUUGGGGCUCACCAAACUCCUGGACCCUGAAGAUGUGAACACAGAAAACCCAGAUGAAAAGUCCAUCAUUACCUAUGUGGUCUCCUACUACCACUACUUCUCCAAGAUGAAGGCUCUUAUUGUGGAGGGCAAGAGGGUUGGCAAGGUGCUCGACAACUGUAUUGAUGCGGAGAAGAUUGUCAACCGCUACGAGGAGCUGGCGUCAGACCUGUUGGACUGGAUAGAAAAGACCAUCGCAGUAAUCAGCAACCAGAAGUUUGCCAACUCGCUAACGGGAGUUCAGCAGCAGCUACAAGCCUUCACGACCUACUGCACCAUCGAAAAGCCCAUCAAGUUUCAGGAGAAGGGUAAUCUUGAAGUUCUUCUCUUCACUAUCCAAAGCAAACUCAGAGCCAACAACCAGAAACCCUACGUGCCUCAUGAAGGGAAGCUCAUCUCAGACAUCAACAAGGCCUGGGAGAGGCUGGAGAAGGCGGAACACGAGAGGGGUGUGGCUCUGCGUAAGGAGCUGAUCCGUCAGGAAAAGCUGGAGCUGCUGGCUCAGUGCUUUGACCACAAAACCACCAUGAGACAAGCAUGGCUCAACGAGAACCAGAGACUUGUAUCACAGGAUAACUUUGGCUACGACCUUCCAGCAGUUGAGGCGGCAAUGAAGAAACACGAGGCCAUCGAGGCCGACAUAGCAUCGUAUGAAGAGCGAAUAGGAGUGGUUGUGGAACUUGGUGCAGAGAUGGAGUCAGAAGGAUACUAUGACAUACGACGUAUCCUGGCACGAAAGGAGAACAUCCUGGGUCAGUGGAGUCUGCUGAAGGAGCUGGUGGCUGGGAGGAGGACCCGGCUGGAGAAGAACCUGGCGCUGCAGAAGACUUUUCAGGACAUGGUCUACAUGAUCGACUGGAUGGAGGACACACAGGUGCAGCUGUUGUCAAAGGACUUUGGGAAGCAUCUCUUGGAGGUGGACGACCUGCUGCAGAAACACUGCCUGCAGGAAGCCGACAUAGCUGUGCAGGCUGAGAGGGUCGAGACACUCAACACAGCUGCUCUCAAAUUCACGACUAUAGAAGGGUAUCAACCUUGUGACCCCCAGGUGAUCUGUAACCGUGUCAACCACGUGUCCUCCUGUCUGGAGGAGCUGAAACAACUGGCAGAUAAAAAGCGCUCAGAGCUGGAAGAGUCGAGACAACUGUGGGCCUUCUUUCAGGAGCUGGAGGAGUCGGAGGCCUGGAUCAGGGAGAAGAGCUCCAUCCUGGGAGCUCAGGGUUAUGGGAAGGACCUGAGCAGUGUGUUGAAGUUGCUCCAAAAACACAAGACGCUGGCAGGAGAACUGUUGGCUCACCGCUCACUGCUGCAGAACACCAUGAAGCGAGGGAAGCAGAUCCUGAGUGAGAAGAGUUUUGGCACCGCAGGGAUCCAGGAGCACAUCAUGGACGUGAAAAACGAGUGGAAGAGGCUGGAGGACCAGGCCGCGCAGCGUCUCGGUCACCUGCAGGAGGCACUAAACUUUUUUCAGUUCUCGACGGAGACAGACGACCUCGUGGCGUGGCUGCAGGAUGCUUAUCGCUUGGUCUCCAGUGAAGACUUUGGACAUGAUGAGUACUCCACCCAGUCACUGCUGAAGAAACACAGAGGGGUCAGCGAGGCCAUCGACAAACAUCGUGUGCAUGUGUUGUCACUGCACAAACACAUGAUAGCGCUGCCUCUGAGAUACCGGGAACAGGAGGAGUCACAGGUGCGUAUGGGAGAGGUGGAGCAGCUUUAUACCGAGGUGGUUGAAGUGGCAGUGCUCAGACAGCAGUGGCUUCAUGACGCCCUUGCAGUCUACCGCAUGUUCAGUGAGGUCAAUGCCUGCGAGCUGUGGAUUGAUGAAAAGGAGCAGUGGCUGAACAAGAUGGAGAUCCCUGAGAAACUGGAGGACGUAGAGGUGGUGGCACACAGGUUUGAGAGUCUGGACCAGGAGAUGAACAGUCUGAUGGGAAGGAUCCUGGAUGUUAACCAGAUAGUCCAGCAGCUCCUGGAUGGAGGUCACCCUUCUUCUACAGAGGUCAGAGGAUGUCAGGACCACCUUAACUCCAGGUGGAACAGCAUCGUGGAGCUGGUUGAGCUGAAGAAAGAUCAGUUGGACUCGAUGUUACGCCUGCAGAACUACCUACUCGAGUGUGCUGAGAUCAAAUCCCAGAUCCAGGACAAGAGAAAAGCCAUUGAUGCCACUCAGUACAUGGGCAGUGACCUGGGAGGAGUCCUGGCUCUGCAGAGACGCCUCACCACCAUGGAGGGAGCUCUGUCUGUUCUGGAGCCUAAACUGCUACAUCUACAGGAAGAGGCUGAGUAUCUGGCGACCGGUCAUGCAAGUCGAGCCAUGGAGGUUCUGGUUCCAUUUGAUGGCAUCAGUGUGGAGUGGGAGGAGCUCAAACGCACCCUGCAGGGGUGUGAGGACUCACUGAUGGUGGCUAGCAGGCUGCAGAGCUUCAUACAGGACCUGGACUCGUUCCUCACCUGGUUGGUCCAGACCCAGACGUCUGCUGCUUCGGAUCAGCUGCCCAAUGAUCUCGAGGAGGCAGAGAAACUCAUCAACAAACACGCUGCCCUAAAGGAGGAGAUCGGACGUUAUGAAGAGGACUAUGAACGCCUGCAGGCCAUGAAUGAGCUGCUGGAGUCGGAGGAGGCUCCUCUCCCUCAGGCCGCCUUGCAGCAGUGGCUCCAGAAGCUGGAUGUCGGCUGGAACAAACUGCUGGAGAUGUGGGAGAGCAGGAGAGAGGUUCUGGUCCAGGCUCACAUUUUCCAUCUGUUCCUCCGAGAUGUCAAACAGGCCGAGUCCUUCCUCAACAACCAGGAGUCAGCCCUUGCUCAUGUGGAACUGCCAACCACAGUGGAAACAGUUGAAGCUGCCAUAAAGAAACACAAGGACUUCACCACCACCAUGGAGCUGAACCUGCACCGGAUCAAAGCUGUGAUCGAGGCCGGAGAGAGCCUGAUCAGCCAAAGUAACAUCUACUCCGACCGUAUUAAGGAACGCAUCGACACACUCGCCAAAAGGGGAAACCAGAACAGAGAGCUGGCACAGCAGUGGCUGGACAAACUGAACGACCAGUGGGAGCUUCAGAGGUUUCUCCAGGACUGUCAUGAGCUUGGGGACUGGGUGUACGAGAAGAUGCUGAUGGCGAGGGACAGUAGCCGAGACGAGACCCAGAAGCUUCAUAAGAAAUGGCUGAAGCACCAGGCCUUCAUGGCAGAGUUGGCCCAGAACAAGGAGUGGCUGGACAAAAUCGAGAAGGAGGGCCAGCAGCUGAUCCAGGAAAAGCCCGAGCUCAGCCCGGUUGUUCGAAAGAAGAUACAGGAGAUCAGGGAGUGCUGGCAGGAUCUUGAAAGCACCACUCAGGCUAAAGCCCGUUCGCUUUUUGAGGCCAACAAGGCUGACCUACUGGUUCAGAGCUAUGAAAGCCUCGACCAGAGACUGGGCCAGCUGGAGGGUCAACUGGCCUAUGUGGACCAGGGACAGGACCUCACCACUGUCAACAAGCACCUGAAAAAACUACAGACCAUGGAAAGCCAGAUGGAGGAGUGGUACAGGGAAGUGGGUCAGCUUCAAGUGCAGGUGGCCACCAUCCCGCAGCUCACACAGGUCAAAGAGACUGUCGCCGGCCGCCAAGCUGCCGUGGAGGCCAGAAUGGUGCGACUGAUCGAGCCGCUGAAGGAGAGACGGCGCAUCCUGCUGGCAUCGAAGGAAGUUCACCAAGUCGGACGAGACCUGGAAGAUGAGAUUUUGUGGGUCCAGGAGCGCCUCCCACUGGCCAUGUCUCAGGAACAUGGCUCUUCUCUGCAGGAGGUCCAACAGCUCAUGAAGAAGAACCAGACACUUCAGAGGGAGCUGCAGGGCCACAGGAGCAGGAUCGACGACGUCUUGGAGAGGGCAGGGAUCAUCGCUUCCAUACGCAGCCCUGAGGCCGACUACGUCAGGGCAGGCCUGGACCAGCUGGCCCAGCUGUGGGCUCUGCUGUGGACAGAGACGGAGAGGAGGCAGCUGGUGCUUGAUGCCAUGUAUCAGGCCCAACAGUACUUCUUUGACACAGCAGAGGUGGAGGCCUGGCUUAGCGAGCAGGAGCUGCACAUGAUGAACGAGGAGAAGGGGAAGGAUGAACCAAGCACACUGCAGCUUCUGAAGAAACACUUGAUCCUGGAACAGACCAUUGAGGACUACGCUGAGACCAUCGGCCUGCUGUCUCAGCAGUGUCGACAGCUGCUGGAAAUGGGACAUCCAGACUGCGAGCACAUCAGCAAGCGUCAGUCUCAGAUCGACCGUCUGUACGUGUCUCUGAAGGACCUGGUGGAGGAGAGAAAGAGCCGCCUGGAGCAGCAGUACUGGCUGUACCAGCUCAACAGGGAGGUGGACGAGCUGGAGCAGUGGAUCGCUCAGAGGGAGGUGGUCGCAAGCUCACCCGAACUCGGUCAAGACUAUGAGCAUGUUACUGUCCUGCAGGAGAAGUUUACAGAGUUUGCCUCAGAGACCGGCAGCGUGGGGCAAGAGCGAGUGACCGCUGUAAACCAGAUGGUGGACGAGCUGAUCGACUAUGGCCACUCAGAGGCCGCCACCAUCGCUGAAUGGAAGGAUGGGGUGAAUGAGGCGUGGGCAGAUUUACUGGAGCUCAUGGAAACCCGGGGACAGAUGCUUGCUGCCUCACAUCAGCUGCACAAGUUCUUCUCUGACUGCAGAGAGGUACUGGCCCAAAUUGAGGACAAACAUCGAAGGCUGCCUGAAGUUCGGGCUCGUCAAGGAAGCACUGCCAACACCAGCACCCUGCAGAGACUCUUGCACAGCUUCGAACAAGACAUACAGCUGCUGGUCACGCAAGUGCGUCAACUCCAGGAGAGUGCGGCCCAGCUGAGGACGGUGUACGCUGGCGAGAAGGCCGAAGCCAUUGCCUUCCGCGAGCAUGAAGUGAUGCAGUACUGGAAAGAGCUGCUGACGUCGUGUGAGGAGUGUCGAGUACAAAUCACCACUGAGACGGACAAGCUGAGGUUCUUCAGCAUGGUUCGGGAUCAGAUCAUUUGGAUGGAGUCGAUCAUCUGUCAGAUAGGGACUGGAGAGAAGCCCAGGGAUGUGUCGUCAGUAGAGGUUCUGAUGAACUAUCACCACAGUCUGAAGAGCGAAGUCGAGGCUCGCAGCCGGAGCAUGGUGGAGUGUAUCGAGAUGGGCAAGACCCUGCUGGCUGCUAGGAACCCGGCAGCUGAAGAGAUCAAGGACAAGCUUGAAAAGGUUAUUAAUAAGCAGAAUGAGCUGUCUGAGAAGUGGGACAAACACUGGGAGUUCCUACAGCAAUUGUUGGAGGUUCACCAGUUUGCCCAGGAGGCGGUCGUGGCCGAGGCGUGGUUGACGGCUCAGGAGCCGUUCAUCAGCAGCAAGGAGCUGGGAGGGAGCGUAGACGAGGUGGAGCAGCUGAUUCGUCGACACGAAGCCUUCCGCAAAGCAGCCGCCACCUGGGAGGAGCGAUUCAGCUCACUGCGACGACUCACUACGGUAGAGAAGUUGAAAGCAGAGCAAAGUAAACUACCCCCGACCCCUCUGCUGGGUCGUAAAGUCUUCCUGGACCCUCAAGAUGCUAUCCCCACUCCAUCCACACUCCCCCGCCUCCCAAUAUCCCCCGUAGCGAGACAAACCAUCUAUGAACAGAACGAAGCCAGCUCUCCUCCCUCGCCCUCACCUGCCACGCCGACACCCUCUCCUUCAUCCGUAGCUCGUAGACUGGGGUCAACGGUCGCUAACUACACCCCUGUGAUGAACGGCUCCAGCUACCGCCACACCCUGGAGUCACGACACAGUCCUGUAGUAGGUGUGGCAGCAGGACUAGGGCAGCCUUCCCCUUCUUCGAUCGCCUCAAUCGCCACAGCAGCCAUGUUAGUAUCGGCCAACCAGGCCAGAGAAAGCGCCAGCACAGCGAAAGAGCAGACAGUAAAGGUAAUGAGUCAUCUCCAGCCGACACAGGCAGCAAAGACCCUGGAGGUGAAAACAUCCCCUUAUCUACGGCAGGCAAAAAUCAAGCACUUGGAUGAUGCAGUGACACCGCUGCUGGUCGCCAGCCGGCUGGAGAAAGCAAGAGAGAAAGAGAGAGGGAGAGAGAGGGAGAGAGAGAUCAUGAUGGGAGAGAUCGGGACGGAGAAAGCAGAGGUGGCUGUGAUGGCUGAAGUGGUGCUACAAGAGCCGGGCAGGGAGCGUCUGCACAGCGAGCCUACCAGAGGACCUCGAGGGUCCAGGACUGACCCGUUAGGUCACGCAGAGCCCCAGGUACAGGUCCAGACCCACCACAGGGACCACAAGAUAGAGAGGCAGCUGUCCAGCGAGCAGCUGAUCCAGGCACGCAGGGACGAGCUGCCCCCGGAGGUGUGGAGGGAACACGCCGAGAGGCGGGAGAGGCGGACGCUGGAGAGACAAACGUCUAGUGAGCAAGAGGGCCACGGGGGUCACGAGGGCCGGCGGAGAGAAAGGGACCGACACCGGCUAGAGAGACAGGAAUCCAGUGAGCAUGACACUGGGAGGGAGCAGUCAGACAGACGCUCAGGAGGAGGAGAAAGGAGAUCCACCCUGCUUGAAAUUGUAGAGCAGUUGCAAGAAAGAGAAGCAGCUCAGGCCCGUGGUGAGGUUCCCCGCGUGCCUAACGGGGUACCAGAAAAGUCUUCCCGUCCCGACCGGCCCAGAGCUCGGGACAGACCAAAACCACGGCGGCGACCACGACCCAAAGAGGCCGGAGAGACGACACGACGGUCCAGGUCUGCUCCGGCCCAGAGCAGCCCGGCUGUCCCCCAGCCACCAUCACACACCGCACACCAUGAGGGCUUCCUUUUCCGCAAGCUGGACAUCGAGAGCCUGAAGAAGAGCACCAAUAGCAGGUCAUGGGUCAACUUGUACUGCGUGCUGAACAAAGGGGAGAUGGGUUUCUACAAGGACGCCAAGAACACCUCCACGCCCUACAAUAACGAGCCGCUGCUCAACCUCUCCCACUGCCACUGCGACGUCACCAACGGAUACAAGAAGAAGAAGAACGUCUUCACGCUCAAAACGAAGGACGGCAGCGAGUUUUUGUUCCAUGCAAAAGAUGAGGACGACCUUAAAUCGUGGGUCACAAACAUCACCGCCAGUAUUACAGAGCACGAGGAGAUUGCCAAAUGGGGUCAGCCCCAACCAACUACCUCAUCCACCGACGAGGGCACGCGCCGCGACGGCAGCAAGGCAGACAACAGGUCGGAGCGAGGCGGCGAGCGCUCAGACAUGGGUGAUCGUAUCGAGCGGGCAGACAAAGAAACGGAGAAGGAGAGGGAGAGAGAGAAGGAGAAAGAGAAGGAGAGGGAGCGAGGAGAACGAUCAGAGAGGUCAGACCGGGGCGGGAAGUCGGAUGGAAAGCGCUCAGAGAAGUCCAGUAAGAAAAAGUGAGACGCACAACAGAUUUGUUGGGAUUUAAAGUGUCUGAACUCUACAGAGGAGGCGGGGCCAAAGACUGGUAGUGACAGCCCCCCCUCCUUCUCUCCACCUCCAACACUGUCAACAAAGCGGUUGUGUUUGGAUGGAAAGUAACACACAGGACAGAAGGAGUGACCCAGGCUCACUCUUAGGACGCACGGGGGGCGAAUUCGGAGCAGGAGACAUCUUUUUCUCUCUCUCUCUCUCUCUUGCUCUUUCUCUUCUUCUGUGUCUCAGUGAGAACACAGAGUUUACCUAUGCCCCCCCCUGGUGGCAGUUUCGGAGAACUGCAGGGGAGUUUUGUGCUGCUGAGCCCCUGGCAGCGUCACUGCGAGAGAGAGACGGUGAACGCAUCGAGUGAACUGAAAGGCUGUUACUGAUUGCUGGUAGUGCGAUAAAAACGUAGCUCAUUCUGUUCCACGUUUGUUUUUUCUAUGAGAUGAGCUGUAUCUGUAUGUAUUUCUCGUCUGUCUGUCCUAUCUACUGUAUCUAUCUGUCUGUCUGUAAGUCGAGACAUCCUACACUAUGUCUUAUUACUCCUCAGAAAUAGAAAGGGAAUGAAAGUAAGCCAAAUGUUUUACAGACGUACAAACUUACAGGAACAAAACUGCUUCCUGUCUCGAGCUCCGGCCAAACUAUGAUGCAGGAUUGAAACUGGUUUACUUUGAACCCAAACGGCACUAAAACCACAUUCAUCCACACGCACCACGAUGAAUAACAGCAACAGUUUUGUGCUGGUUUUAGGAUGAUGGAAAGAUGAGGAUGUAGGACAUGGGAAGAGAAGAAGACCUCAAAGCAAUCAGGACAGAACAAAGAAAGAAUAGAUGUUUAAUCACUGCCCUGAAACAUAGCUAAGGGCUUUUGAUUUUAACCCAGUGAAUGAUCACAACAGCAAAAGUUGCAGAGCAGCUUUCUUUUAUUUUUAAAGGUUUAUUUAGGACGACAGACUUUCUGUGGGAGAUUUAAGGAGGACAGAUGGGUCAGGAGACCUUUUAAAUAGAGACUACAGACAGCAGCUGCUUGGGCUCCCGGGUCUAAUCGAUGAGAAGUAAGAGUACGAGCAGAGGGUGUGUGCAGGGGUAAGAACUAGAUGAUAGACCGGGGCCCCAAGGUGCCUCAUUCACUCAAAUGCUCCUCAGUUUUAAUUCAAUCAGAUCAUCAUAGACGCUGAGAUUCAUGUUGUGAUCAUUGAGACUAAAGGUGAUCCACCUGUCAGGAUCAGUUUUUCCUAAACGUCAUUAUUGGCUUGGUCAUAAGCACAAAAUCAGCGCCUGGCUUUCUUUCUUUUCUUUUUUUAGAAUGAGGCCCUCGGGCUGAAAACCUCCUCAUCCGCUCUUUUAUUCUCUUACAACUUCAAACUGCUCAUCAGAUAUUCUCUUUGAGUUCAUCACACAGAUCUGUUGCAUCCCUUUUUUAAAAUACAGAUAGAAUAACGUUGUUUUUCUUUGGUGUGUACACAAGUGUGCUUGUGUGUUGGAGAGUGUGUGCGCGCGUGUGUGUGUGUGCAUGUUUGUGCUGCCGCUCUCUGCUCCCAGGGUCUCCAUAGCUCUCAGGUUCUUUAUGUUAGUAUGUGCUUACAGUGUGUUCAUAUGUUCGUCCCCCUCAGUCUUCCAGACAUGUCCGAUCUACCACGCAUCUCUACACACGCAGCAGGUAACACGAUGAAGAGUUUAAAAGGUCCUGUGACUUAUCACAUCAACAUCCAGUUUAGUGAGAAUGAAUGAGUGAUGAAUAACUGAAGCAGCCGAGAGCCAGGACGUCAGACUGACCAAAUAUUUAGUAACAAUGGGCUACAGAGUCUGUGAGGUGUGAGAUUGCAUGUUUUGCUUGGAAAGAAAUCACUCAUCAUCACAUAAGGCUUGUCUUUGCAGCCCACCGACUCAGCAUCCACUCAUUUGUUCUGUUUGAACUCACCACAAAGCCAUAGGUGACGGAAGGGAGGUCUGAAUAAGGAGAGUCAUUGUAGGAAACUGAACUUGUAAAUGCAGCUGGGCGAACGCCCUGGUAGAAGCACUCCAGGCAGAUACGGGUCAGGUAGCAUUUAAAAUCCUCUUUAUAUCAUUCUUUCAGUUCUGUUGUUUUUAUUCCUUUAGUGAAAGUCUUCUUUCUUUAAAAUGCAGGCAUGUCUUCUGUUUUUCCUUCAAGAUCAGAAUCCUCGACAAUCCAGUCCUUGAGUGAAGCCAUCUGCUGCUCUUUAAUGAAGGUUUGAGAGACUUUGAGGAUGAUGAUGGACUGGUUGGGUAAAUGUACGACAGGUUAACCUCCCCACUUCUUCAGGUAAAGAGAAACUGCCAUCCUGAGCUAUUUAGGCCCUCCAGUUUGGCUGCUGUUGCGAUCAUUACUCUUGAUUUGCAGCGCUUCAAACACUCAGUCUCUCCAGGACUCGUAUGUAAACCUGCAGCUUUGUAUUCUUUGACUCAUCUGCUGCUGAAACUGGAGCUAUGACUGCCAGCGGCUGUCAAUCAAACACAAACAGGACCCUGAAGGCGUCUCUGACAUUUACUAAAAAUGUUUUUAUCAUAUAAAUAUAUACGGACGGUUAACAAUAACAAACAGUGACAUAAGUUUGACUCAUCAGGAUGACAGAAUGAUUUCAGCAGGGCUUUUUUUUAAUCUUGCGGCCCAAAUAUCCUGCUCAGAAUCUGUCUUUAUAAUUCUUUGGCAUCAUAAAGCAAUAUUAAAUCACAUUGUCCCCGUUUUCAAAUUUAAAUAAUUCACCAAGGAUUUUAGAUUCUCCUGACCCGUUAGUCUGGUUUGUAUGUAUCAUAAAACAUGUCUUAAAAACUGUAACUUUUUUAAAAUCUUGUUUUAUUUCGACACACUUUAUGCAUCUUUACUGAGUGUGAAUGCAAGAUCAAUGCAAUCAUUUACAUGCAUGACGGACACAAACAAACAAAGUCAAAGAGAUGAAUCUUGAACGAGCAAAUCUUCCAAGUGUGAAGCGACAGUUCGGUCCUCUGCUGAGGGACUCUGACUCUAACAGCGUUAAUAAAAAUGACACUUUAUUCUUUUAGAUACACGCAGGACAAACAUGCAGGGUACAGCCGACUGAUGUCACGCCGUGUUGUUGUGAGGUUGUGUUUGUUUACAGCAGAAUGAGGAGUCCACAUGUGUGACGCCGCGACAGACUGAAGUGGAUUAUGGUUUGGACGAGCUCGGACUUUAGUGUGUUGGAGAGUUGAGGCCUGGAGGUCAGUGGUGUUUGGGAUCCAGCAGAGGAACGUCAGAUCCAGAGAAGUUAAGUGUCAGGUAGAGGGGAUAUGUACCUGAAGGGCUCUUUACAUCCAGUGGGUUCAUAGAGAACAAAGUCACACUGCAGUGGAAACAAUCAGAGAAUUAAUCGACUGGUUGAUUGAAAGAGAACGAAUCUGCACUGCUUCUUAAAUGUGAGGAUUUGCUUCUGAUGCUUUUAGUUUUUUAACUUCUUGUGGGCAAAACAAGAGAGGACAAAAAGCCACCUGAGGCACUGUGGUGUUUUCUGGUUGUGUAAAAAUAUGAGGACAUUUUUUAUCAUGCAAUGUGUCGACUUUAAAGAACAGCUGUAAAUAUCCACUUUAAGUUCUCAACACAAGUUCAGACGAUAUCAUCCUCCUCUGUUUAUAUCACACCAGGAGCAGGAGAGAGCUGACUGCAGCAUUGAGACAGAAGUGAACACAUCAUCCUGUUAUUUAUGAGAUCCUUAGACUGAAGGGACGGUGAAUCCUGAGCUUAACUUUUAUACGUGUUUGUUUCUGAUGACAUUAAGGGCUGAUAACUCGAACCAAACACAACGAGAGUGUGUGCAGUUCAGUCAGAAACACAGAGCAGUAAACAUCUUUAACUGAAGUUGAGAGUUCAGUUUGAAGGAGCCAUGUCUGUGACUAUAAAAGAGGAUUAAAUAGUUAGUAUAAUAACUUUAUUUAGAAAGCUCUUUUCAAAAACAGGCGACAAAGUGUUCAAAAGACAAUAUUGAUCAUUCAUUAAAAGAUUCAUAUGCUUAGAUGCACCAGUUUUUCUGCACUAUGAUCAAUUAAAAGUCAUAAUUUCCCACAAAGCAGACGACUCAAGCAACAUCAGACAUCUUCUUUAACUUGAAGUCAAAUUUCUGUACUUCCUUGAGCAGAAAUAUUCCAUCCAGAAGUAAUCCAGCUCUGACGAGUGAAUCUGAAUAUUCGCUGUCGUAGUUUCUCCUCCCAGGACCCCAGAGCACCACUGUCUAUCUGCCCUCAGCCUGUCUGUCUGUCUGUCUGUCUGUCUGUCUCUCUGUAUGUCUGCCUGCACAACAUGAAAAUGUACAAAUGUAUUUCUUUAGAAGUAUUUUCUUUAACACAACGUUUCUCGCUGGUAAAUAUGGAAAACUGCCCGUUUCCUUUGUUCUGUUUCCUUUUUCUACGCCUGUGAUGCCGUGAGAUCACACCCCACCAUCCACCGUCACACACACACACAUCAGGACGAACAGGUUGCAUGAAUGACAUAGUCUUUAUUAAUGUACUGCUGUGCAUGUCUUGAAGUCCCAUCCCUCCACUAUGCAAUCACUGUAACAUACCAACACAAAACCACCACCAUGGAAAUGGUUGAAUGAAUGAAACAAUAAUGUAUAAAGUGAUCAGAACUAACUGCGAGUCUUUGGCUCUGUACAGAUGUUUCUCUGACUUGAAAAUACAGAUUUUGAUUUUGAA
Molecule: messenger RNA, 13399 nt
Organism: Notolabrus celidotus (New Zealand spotty)
Lineage: Eukaryota; Metazoa; Chordata; Actinopteri; Labriformes; Labridae
Product: spectrin beta chain, non-erythrocytic 4-like
Exons: 46
Coding region: 567-8714 (2715 amino acids)
Biological process (GO): actin cytoskeleton organization
Cellular component (GO): cell junction; plasma membrane; cell projection
Molecular function (GO): structural constituent of cytoskeleton; actin filament binding; phospholipid binding
Source: RefSeq, a predicted model, not a curated record